Mandrillus leucophaeus (drill) is the source of this 4717-nucleotide messenger RNA. RefSeq names its product retinoblastoma-like 2 (gene RBL2). Gene Ontology annotation, biological process: cell differentiation; negative regulation of G1/S transition of mitotic cell cycle; regulation of transcription by RNA polymerase II. Gene Ontology annotation, molecular function: RNA polymerase II transcription regulatory region sequence-specific DNA binding. The transcript is spliced from 23 exons. The coding region runs from base 144 to 3566 and encodes 1140 amino acids. Gene Ontology annotation, cellular component: chromatin; transcription regulator complex; nucleus. Lineage: Eukaryota; Metazoa; Chordata; Mammalia; Primates; Cercopithecidae. The record is from RefSeq and is a predicted model, not a curated record.
GUGCCUGCAGGAGGUCAGCGUCGUUGGCAGCGGCGCAGGCGCAGGCGCGGAGCGGACGGCGGACGGGCGGGCGCUUUGCGGUUUGAAUGGCUGCGGGCCCGGGCCCUCACCUCACCUGAGGUCCGGCUGCCCAGGGGUGCGCUAUGCCGUCGGGAGGUGACCAGUCGCCGCCGCCCCCGCCUCCUCCUCCGGCGGCGGCAGCCUCGGAUGAGGAGGAGGAGGACGACGGCGAGGCGGAGGACGCCGCGCCGCCUAACGAGUCGCCCACCUCUCAGAUCCGGCAGCGGUUCGACGAGCUGUGCAGCCGCCUCAACAUGGACGAGGCGGCGCGGGCCGAGGCCUGGGACAGCUACCGCAGCAUGAGCGAGAGCUACACUCUGGAGGGAAAUGAUCUUCAUUGGUUAGCAUGUGCCUUGUAUGUGGCUUGCAGAAAAUCUGUUCCAACUGUAAGCAAAGGGACAGUGGAAGGAAACUAUGUAUCUUUAACUAGAAUCCUGAAAUGUUCAGAGCAGAGCUUAAUCGAAUUUUUUAAUAAGAUGAAGAAGUGGGAAGAUAUGGCAAAUCUACCCCCACAUUUCAGAGAACGUACUGAGAGAUUAGAAAGAAACUUCACUGUUUCUGCUGUAAUUUUUAAGAAAUAUGAACCCAUUUUUCAGGACAUCUUUAAAUACCCUCAAGAGGAGCAACCUCGUCAGCAGCGAGGAAGGAAACAGCGGCGACAGCCCUGUACUGUGUCUGAAAUUUUCCAUUUUUGUUGGGUGCUUUUUAUAUAUGCAAAAGGUAAUUUCCCCAUGAUAAGUGAUGAUUUGGUCAAUUCUUAUCACCUGCUGCUGUGUGCUUUGGACUUAGUUUAUGGAAAUGCACUUCAGUGUUCUAAUCGUAAAGAACUUGUGAACUCUAAUUUUAAAGGCCUAUCUGAAGAUUUUCAUGCUAAGGAUUCUAAACCUUCCUCUGACCCCCCUUGUAUCAUUGAGAAACUGUGUUCCUUACAUGAUGGCCUAGUUUUGGAAGCAAAGGGGAUAAAGGAACAUUUCUGGAAACCCUAUAUUAGGAAACUUUAUGAAAAAAAGCUCCUUAAGGGAAAAGAAGAAAAUCUUACUGGGUUUCUAGAACCUGGAAACUUUGGAGAGAGUUUUAAAGCCAUCAAUAAGGCCUAUGAGGAGUAUGUUUUAUCUGUUGGGAAUUUAGAUGAGCGGAUAUUUCUUGGAGAGGAUGCUGAAGAGGAAAUUGGGACUCUCUCAAGGUGUCUGAACGCUGGUUCAGGAACAGAGACUGCUGAAAGGGUGCAGAUGAAAAACAUCUUACAGCAGCAUUUUGACAAGUCCAAAGCACUUAGAAUCUCCACACCCCUAACUGGUGUUAGGUACAUUAAGGAGAACAGCCCUUGUGUGACCCCAGUUUCUACAGCUACGCAUAGCUUGAGUCGUCUUCACACCAUGCUGACAGGCCUCAGGAAUGCACCAAGUGAGAAAUUGGAACAGAUUCUCAGGACAUGUUCCAGAGAUCCAACCCAGGCUAUUGCUAACAGACUGAAAGAAAUGUUUGAAAUAUAUUCUCAGCACUUCCAGCCAGAUGAGGAUUUCAGUAAUUGUGCUAAAGAAAUUGCCAGCAAACAUUUUCGUUUUGCGGAGAUGCUUUACUAUAAAGUAUUAGAAUCUGUUAUUGAGCAGGAACAAAAAAGACUAGGAGACAUGGAUUUAUCUGGUAUUCUGGAACAAGAUGCCUUCCACAGAUCUCUGUUGGCCUGCUGCCUUGAGGUCGUCACUUUUUCUUACAAGCCUCCUGGGAAUUUUCCAUUUAUUACUGAAAUAUUUGAAGUGCCUCUUUAUCAUUUUUAUAAGGUGAUAGAAGUAUUCAUUAGAGCAGAAGAUGGCCUUUGUAGAGAGGUGGUAAAACACCUUAAUCAGAUUGAAGAACAGAUCUUAGAUCAUUUGGCAUGGAAACCAGAGUCUCCACUCUGGGAAAAAAUUAGAGACAAUGAAAACAGAGUUCCUACAUGUGAAGAGGUCAUGCCACCUCAGAACCUGGAAAGGGCAGAUGAAAUUUGCAUUGCGGGCUCCCCUUUGACUCCCAGAAGGGUGACUGAAGUUCGUGCUGAUACUGGAGGUCUUGGAAGGAGCAUAACAUCUCCAACCACAUUAUACGAUAGAUACAGCUCCCCACCAGCCAGCACUACCAGAAGGCGGCUAUUUGUUGAGAAUGAUAGCCCCUCUGAUGGAGGGACACCUGGGCGCAUGCCCCCACAGCCUCUAGUCAAUGCCGUCCCUGUGCAGAAUGUAUCUGGGGAGCCUGUUUCUGUCACACCGGUUCCUGGACAGACUUUGGUCACCAUGGCAACCGCCACUGUCACAGCCAACAAUGGGCAAACAGUAACCAUUCCUGUGCAAGGUAUUGCCAAUGAAAAUGGAGGGAUAACAUUCUUCCCUGUCCAAGUCAAUGUUGGGGGGCAGGCACAAGCUGUGACAGGCUCCAUCCAGCCCCUCAGUGCUCAGGCCCUGGCUGGAAGUCUGAGCUCUCAACAGAUGACAGGAACAACUUUGCAAGUCCCUGGUCAAGUGGCCAUUCAACAGAUUUCCCCAGGUGGCCAACAGCAGAAGCAAGGCCAGUCUAUAACCAGCAGUAGUAAUAGACCCAGGAAAACCAGCUCUUUAUCACUUUUCUUUAGAAAGGUAUACCAUUUAGCAGCUGUCCGCCUUCGGGAUCUCUGUGCCAAACUAGAUAUUUCAGAUGAACUGAGGAAAAAAAUCUGGACCUGCUUUGAAUUCUCCAUAAUUCAGUGUCCUGAACUUAUGAUGGACAGACAUCUGGACCAGUUAUUAAUGUGUGCCAUUUAUGUGAUGGCAAAGGUCACAAAAGAAGAUAAGUCCUUCCAGAAUAUUAUGCGUUGUUAUAGGACUCAGCCACAGGCCCGGAGCCAGGUGUACAGAAGUGUUUUGAUAAAAGGGAAAAGAAAAAGACGAAAUUCCGGCAGCAGUGAUAGCAGAAGCCAUCAGAAUUCUCCAACAGAACUAAACAAAGAUAGAACCAGUAGAGACUCCAGUCCAGUCAUGAGGUCAAGCAGCACCUUGCCAGUUCCACAGCCCAGCAGUGCUCCUCCUACACCUACUCGCCUCACAGGUGCCAACAGUGACAUGGAAGAAGAAGAGAGGGGAGACCUCAUUCAGUUCUACAACAACAUCUACAUCAAACAGAUUAAGACAUUUGCCAUGAAGUACUCCCAGGCAAAUGUAAUGGAUGCUCCUCCACUCUCUCCCUAUCCAUUUGUAAGAACAGGCUCCCCUCGCCGAAUACAGUUGUCUCAAAAUCAUCCUGUCUACAUUUCCCCACAUAAAAAUGAAACAAUGCUUUCUCCUCGAGAAAAGAUUUUCUAUUACUUCAGCAACAGUCCUUCAAAGAGACUGAGAGAAAUUAAUAGUAUGAUACGCACAGGAGAAACUCCAACUAAAAAGAGAGGAAUUCUUUUGGAAGAUGGAAGUGAAUCACCUGCAAAAAGAAUUUGCCCAGAAAAUCAUUCUGCCUUAUUACGCCGUCUCCAAGAUGUAGCUAAUGACCGUGGUUCCCACUGAGUGAUUACUGUCAAGGCUGCUUAGAAUCCAAACUUGGAUUUUUGACUCUGACAAAGCUUUUAAAAGUACUACAAGAAAAUGAUGUGUACCCAAAUGUGAGCAUACGAGGCUGCUGUUGACAUACUCCAACAGAAGAACUGUGUUUCAAGUUCACUCCUACCUGUUUUGUGGUCAGCUGUAGUCCUCAUAAAAAGCAAAACAAAAAUUAGGUAUUUUGUCCUAAAACACCUGGUAGGAGUGUGUGAUUUUUACAUUCCUGAAACAGAACAAAGGAGAGCGCACCCAGGUUUGGAGGUCCUAGGUCACUAGCCCUCGUCUCCCAUUCCCUUUGUGCACGUCUUCCCCUCUCCCCAUUUGGUGUGGUGCAGUGUGAAAAGUCCUUGAUUGUUCGGGUGUGCAAUGUCUGAGUGAACCUGUAUAAGUGGUGGCACUUUAGGGCUGUAAAAUGCAUGAUUUUGUAACCCAGAUUUUGCUGUAUAUUUGUGAUAGCACUUUCUACAAUGUGAACUUUAUUAAGUACAAAACUUCCAGGCUAAACAUCCAAUAUUUUCUUUAAUGCUUUUGUACUUUUUUAAACUGUUAAAGCCCCUAUAGUCACCUUUUGGGAAUAUGUUUUAAUUUCUCCGGUUUUUUGUUAUAUAGGGAUCAAUCGGCUAAGAAAAGAUUUUAAAUCAAGUUGAAUUGAGGGGAUUAAUAUGAAAAAUUAUGACCUCUUCCUUUAGGAGAGUUAUCUAAAAGAAAUGUCUAUUAAGGUGAUAUAUUUUAAAAUAUUUUUGGGUGUUCCUGGCAGUUUAAAAAAUUGGUUGGAGAAUUUAGGUUUUUAUUAGUACCAUAGUACCAUUUAUACAAAUUAGAAAAUAUUAUUUAACAGCUGUUGAAUUAUCUAUACAUACCUUUAUUAAUCACUAUUGUUCCAGCAGUUUUCAAGUCUAAUUAAUCAUCUUAUUAGGGAGAAAAUUCAAUUGUAAAUUGAAUCAGUAUAAACAAAGUUACUAGGUAACUUCAUAUUGCUCUGAGAGAAAUAUGGAACUUACACUGUUCAAUUAGAAUAGUGUUCUGCAAAAAUAUUUAUAAAACCUCUCAAGAUACUUACUGCUACUGUAAUUUUAUAUGAAGAUAAGUGUAUUUUUCAAUAAAGCAUUUAUAAAUUA